GAGAGAGAGAGAGGGGGAAAUAUCUUCAAGUAUUCGACGAAUUAAUUUCCACAAACUUGUGUUUAUAACUUACAUAAGUUGUUAUUGUCAUUUUUCCAUAAUACUUCCGAGAAUAGCAUAUGUGUAUGCGAAUUGAAGACGAAGUUUAUCUGUUAUACGUUAAACACUUCAACAACGCCAUUACUUUAACCCUUGAAUAAGAUCUUCACUGGUGAGUGCAUCUUAUUUUUAUAUUAUUUUUUUUUCUAGAAGUUCACUAUUUAUAUUUUGUUCCGAAAUAUUCUUUUUUCCUUAAUCUUUGUAAUUGAACGUAAUCAAUUUAAUUAGUAGAAUGUGAAACAGGUUAAUCUCUAAAACAUGGCAAGAUUUAAAAAUAAAGUUGCUUUAUUGAAUAUGGAUGAGACGAGACAAACUUUAUACAGUUUAACUCUGCAUUGAAAUUUAAAAAUCAGAAUAAGAGAGAUGUGGGCAGCUGGUUUCAGCGUUUGAAUAAUGUAAUUAAUCGUGCAUCGUAUAAUCACUUUUACGUGUAACUUUCUAAGGAGCAAUCACAUCUGAAAAAUACUUGGUUACUAUUUUGUCAAUGACAUACAUUGAUUUUAGCUUUGAAAAAUGAAUCGCAGUAUAUGGAGUUUUAUUAUAUUCUGCUUUCCACCCUGACCUAUAUCCGAAUAUAUAUACAAAGACUGUAUCAACCACUUAUUACUUGAGAGGAUGAGCGUGUUAAUAUGUGGGACAACGUAGUUAUUGUCUGUUGUCCAUCGAGAACUCUACACUUCAUUACUCCUUAACUACACUUAUUUUUUGUUACAGACUGGUAUAGUUAUUCAUAUGGGGGCCGUCAGAUUGGUUGGAUGUUCGACAUUACUGCUCUUUAUCCUGUACCCACAGCGUCAUCAUAGUUAUACCUACAUCAAACAUGAUCUGUACAUUAAUCAGACUAGAAAGUCAUGGGAGAAAGCUUCGCAGUCCUGUGCCUUGGUGGGUUCUGAAAGGGCUUCAUCAUAUGACGUCAUAGUACAAAAUAUCCCAGUCCUCCAACUUUCUCGGAACACAUAUUGUCAUGGCGACCUCUAUUGGAUAGGAGCCACGGCGACCUUCACCCCGUGGUUAAAAUUACUAGGUUGUUACGUUUAUAAGACGAUUUCGACGAUUCGUACGUAUAGGUACCGCUAUAGUGUUAUUGGCCCUGUGGCUGACUGCUACUUACAAUGUAAAAGCCAUUUUGGAGUCAACGAGUCACAUUGUCACUGCUUACCAAAGGCUGAACAAGGACAAUUGAAUAAUAAAUCCUGUAGACUGAAUGCAUCAGGUCAAAGUGACAUCGUUGGAACCAACGUACCAACAGAAUAUAAUGGCGAACUAUACCAGAUUGCAAUAUACAGACUCACUAACGACACACUCAACAUAAAUGCUGAUACACUAGACGAGUGUCUGUUGAAUAGUACCACCUACAUCAGCACGCAUCCUUGUGACGCAAUAGACAGUUCAAAUCGAAAGUGGACAAAUGCCAUUAUUAAUGGUCUCUCUUUCAAUGAUGGAAAUCAAUCACAGUGGACGCGCUAUAUACGGCGGCCGAUCAUCCGGUGGAAUCGGGGGCACGUCCUUGAUUUGAAUACGUCAGCAUGUGUCAGUGUGAAGGAAUUAUCUAAUCAGCAGGAAUAUGAAAUGGUGCUAAGACAAUGUGAUGCUAAACUUCCCUACAUUUGUUUGAAGGGGAACGACAGGCAUACUCACAAAAUGAUGACGUCAUCACUGGAAACAAGUCCAACAUUGCCAUCAAAAUGGCCAGAAAAUACAAAAUCAUCUAUUGGAGCACAACAUACUCACCAACUGAUGACGACGUCUCUGCCAACAAGUCCAUUUUUGCCACAAGAACGACCAGGAAACACCAGAACAUCCAAUGGAGGUACAUGCUCUAUUUCGGUGAUCGUGGGAGUGGUAGUGGGAGGAGCUGUUCUAGUCCUUAUUAUCGUCGCUAUCGUCAUCAUCAAACUUACACGUAUGAGUAGACGAGCCAAUUCCAAGCCACAACCAGAGUCGCCACCAACAGAAAAUUUUGUUUACAGUAAAUUGGCCGCAAAAGAUAAAAGAAGCAGCAACCACUCUCCACAAAACAACGAGAGCAUUGCAACAUCGAGCACGAUCGUCAAACCGACGGACAGCGCGGAAGAGAGUGGUGAAAUGUUGCUGACGACUAACGAUGACGUUUACAAUCACACCUGGGAUAAACCAAUGAAAGAGCGACAACCAGAUCACGUGUACAGUACAUCUUGCAGCGGAAGUGAAUAUGAUUACAGUCAGGUACCAGGUAUCAACAGUGACGUGUACAACCACACUUGGGAUAAACCAAUCACAGAACAGCAAACAGAUCACGUGUAUAGCACCACCGGAUCCGGAAAUGAUGCCAGUUUAUACGAUCAUACGGAAUAAUAAGAAUCAAAAUAAACAAAUCUGAAUAAUGAAGAAUAUAUAUAAAUCUACAUUCUGUUAUCGAAGUUCAUUA
This is a messenger RNA of Magallana angulata, 2506 nucleotides long. RefSeq lists its product as uncharacterized. The transcript is spliced from 11 exons. Lineage: Eukaryota; Metazoa; Mollusca; Bivalvia; Ostreida; Ostreidae. Bases 832 to 2433 code for a protein of 533 amino acids. The record is from RefSeq and is a predicted model, not a curated record.